CAACAGACUAACAGUAUACCCAACGGUACUAUAUUGGUAACAGAUCAAAGAGCAGAGAGUUCAGAGUCAAAAGAUAUGAUGAGAGGAUCUUGUAAGAGUCUCAGACUCACCGAUUUGAUGGAGAAGUGGAGGAAGUGGAAGAAGGGACACUUCGCUGUGUACACCAGAGAAGGCAGGAGGUUUGUUUUGCCGUUGGAUUAUCUGAAACAUCCAAUCUUUCAGGUCUUACUGGAGAUGGCAGAGGAAGAGUUUGGCUCCACCAUUUGUGGCCCUUUACAGGUUCCUUGCGAUGGAGGUUUGAUGGAUCACAUCCUCAUGUUGUUGAGAAGGCCGAGUUUGUCUGGCCAUGGUGAUGAUGAUGAUGAUGAUGUUGAUAUAAAGAAGAAGAACCAUGAUGUGUCCUUCAUGAGCAUGUCGUGCAAAGGAGCUUCAUCGGUUUCAUAUUUCUUCCCUCUCUUUCGUUGCAACGCAGCUCAUGAUCAGGACAAGCUUCAGUCUUUAGUUUUUUAACAGUUUAUGCGUUGUGGAGAGCGCUUUUACAUACAAGAGUCUUUUCUGUUUGUAUAUAAAUAGAGAAACAGAGAUUCUAUAUAAUCCUUCACUUUGUAUAUCA
Molecule: messenger RNA, 613 nt
Organism: Eutrema salsugineum
Lineage: Eukaryota; Viridiplantae; Streptophyta; Magnoliopsida; Brassicales; Brassicaceae
Product: auxin-responsive protein SAUR61
Exons: 1
Coding region: 76-510 (144 amino acids)
Biological process (GO): response to auxin
Source: RefSeq, a predicted model, not a curated record